AUGGUACAUAAUUGUGCAAUUAUAAGUUGUCCACUUCAUAAUCGACGGAAUAUUCGUAAAGGACUUCUUUUUCAUUCAUUUCCUGUUGAUCAACAUCGAUUUGAAUUGUGGCGACAGACUGUAUUUAAUCAUUGCUCACAAACACUUUCUAUAAAUAAACAUUCGAAAAUUUGUUAUCGACAUUUUCAUCCAGAUGAUUAUAUUGCAAAUCAUACUGGUCUUACACGUUAUUUAAAAGCAACUGCUAUACCAUCAAUUUUUACUCAAACUAAUUCUAAUACAACUAUACUUUCUUCAGCUAUAUUAAAUAAUCAUUUAUUUAAUUCAUCAACUAAUUCGAACACUAAUCGAUCAAUAAAAUUAAAUACACUUUCAGAAACAUCACCAUCACUUUUAAUUCUACCAUCAAAAUCUUCUUCAUCAGUAGUUGUACCAACAAUUACAAAUACAAAAGCAAAACGACUUUUAAAUACAAUUGAUAAAUUACAUCAAAUACAAAAUGCAAAUAAAAUUGUUAUGACACAAAAAAUAACUUCAGAAAAUGAACAAUUAAAACAAGAUGAUGAUAAAAUCAUAGAAAAACAAACAUUAAAAACAAAUCAAAUUAUCAAUGAUAAUAACAUUUUACUUGAGAAUUCAAUACAAUCAUCUCAACCAUUUAUGAUCGAUCAUCAAAAUAUAAUAAAAGAACAACAACCAAUUCGUAUGUCUAAAAAUUUAAUGAAAUUAUUAUAG
Messenger RNA from Rotaria sp. Silwood2, 735 nucleotides. The record is from the annotation of a GenBank genome assembly. Lineage: Eukaryota; Metazoa; Rotifera; Eurotatoria; Philodinida; Philodinidae.